CGUUCUAAAUGCUGUAUACCUUUGAAACACAACUAGGCUACUUAGCGUGGGGGUAAAAUUAUGAGCUUGACAAGCUAUCAAGCAUUCAAAAAGAUCAUGGCACAGUAUUUGAACAAUCCAGCAGGAAAAUGUGCCGUCCAUCUUUUAUUUGGCGUUGGGGCGUACUAUCUCAUGUACAACGCUCUCAACAAGGCAUGCUGUAAACUACCAGAAGUAGAGGAAGAGCAGUUGGAGGAGGAAGCAAUAGAUCCUCGGGUUAACGACUUGAGAAAGCGCAUUGAAAUCCUUCAAGGCUGUAAUCGCAAGAACAGCGACCAGUUAUGCGAAAUAGCGCGUAUACUAGAGACAAUUGCUGCUGAGCACCCAGUGACCCUGAACUCGAGGCAGGUUGAGGUGAUAGCAGAGUUACUGAUGGAGGAUGAGGUGGAAGUGAGGAUAAAGUGUUUCCACGCUCUCCAGUGCGUGUUACAGUAUGGGAAAGAUACCACAGAAGCAGUUAAGGUCCUACAACAGCACUAUGUGCCCCUGAUGCUGUCCCUGGUGGUCCUCAGCCAGAGUGUGGAGGAGCAGGAGUCGUGCCUCCGCCUACUGGUCUCCCUCUCCUCUAGCAGGGCUUCUCACCCCUCAGUGGCCCAUGGCCUCGCUGGGCUCAGCAGACUCAUGGCCAAACGCAUCCUCUACCCUGAAAUCCUGAUCCUUGUGGUUCGAAUCCUCUUCAACCUGUCUGACAACAAGCAAGUUGUUGGAAAGCUGUUCACCUUCAACGUCUUCCCAUCCACCCCUCUAACCCCCACCCUGCCACAGGCAGUGCCGGCCAUGCUGCGCCUCCUGCAGCCCUCCAACCCUAAAGACACGCUGCUCCUCUGCCUUGGGCUGCUGUCUAACCUGAACAAGCACCGACCACCACUAGGGGGCGCCAGUGACCACAGCUACAACGAGGAGUCCCUCUUGGCCCUGCUCUACUUCCCCGAGUCUCCGCUGCGCUCCACGCUCACCGUGCUCACCCGCCACAAAGAGCCGCAGGUCAAGGGCAGCGCUGCAUACAUGCUGUCAAGGAUGCCGCGGGCCAUCACCUUGCCCCGUCCCGCCAGACCGCUCAGGAGGGGGAGAGCCAGGCCCGGAGUCCCCCCAUCGGUCUAAAACACGCUAUAUCUCCACUUAGGCUAGAUUUACUCCAACUUCUUCUCCACUGUUAGUUAUUGAUUAUUAGUCCUGUAGAUUACCCACUUAAAUGUGGGGAAAAAAGGGAAGGGGGGGGGGGGUUAGGCAGAUCUGCCAUGGGCCAAGGUUUUGACAGAAUAUUCUGUCAAAAAGGCAGUUUUGUAAAAGGAUCCUCAGUAUCAGUAUAGUAUAGUUUAGGCAGUUUUGUAAAAGGAUCCUCAGUAUCAGGCACAAGUCUGCUAAAGGCAUAUUGAACAUAUGUUUGUAUGACAUUAAUAUCAUUAUUAAGGGGCAGGGAUAGGUGCCACUCUGGCUGUUAUGUUCAUGUUAAAUGUAGUCACUCACAUGUUUGUGCAUAACCAAUAGUGGCUCAACAAUAGUCUCUUGUUUUACACAUUUAUUUGUAUGGCUUUGAGGAGUUUAAGAUGAUUUUUGGUGGACUGACAAUCUUGUGGAAGUAUUAUGUACAGUAAGAGAUAAGUAAAGUUCUCCUGGUGACUUUU
This is a messenger RNA of Alosa sapidissima (American shad), 1664 nucleotides long. RefSeq lists its product as uncharacterized. NCBI's taxonomy places the organism in Eukaryota, Metazoa, Chordata, Actinopteri, Clupeiformes, Clupeidae. Bases 61 to 1140 code for a protein of 359 amino acids. The record is from RefSeq and is a predicted model, not a curated record. The transcript is spliced from 6 exons.